GUUCGUCGAGCCCGCGCAACCGGACAGGGGCAAGCUUCGUUUUCGCUCUCUCGAGUCGCACCUUUGAACCCACGCGACCCUCCUUUGCAGUGGGAGGACAAGGAGGCUCACAAAGCGGCCCCUGGCCAUUUUACCCGACCUCCUGGAAGCGGCUUGGCACGUCGCGCGAAGCAACUCUUCCCGAUGCGCACACCCGCCCUGCCGCAGGGAUGGGGAGCUUAGCAGUGUUUCAGGAGCUCGUCUCGAACAACCGCAUCGGUAAAGAUGCUGAGCAGAGGCGCCGACAUAGUUGGCAGACAAGGCGAAAAGAGCUGGCCCUGCACUUGCGCUGCGGGUCGCGUUCGCUUCUGGCGUCAUGGUUUUGGCCUCAUCUUGGCUGUUCAAGCAGUCUUGUCGGUCUGGGCGGUGCGCGGCGUCCUCUUUGCCCCGAAGCUUGAGUAUAUCUCGCGCGCGAGACCCGGGCUCUUUUCCCCAAGCUCUCGGGCUCGACAAGAUUCUUCAGUCUAUCGACGCACAUCACCCGCUCUCUUGGGACUUGUCAAGUCAAACGGUAGUCCAGCCCUGAGCUGUUGAAACGAAACAUCAAAACUCACCCACCACCUACCUCUCUUAUAUCAACGCCACACCACACCACAACACACAACACUCAAAACAUCAAAAUGCUGUCCAACCGCCGUUCGUUGCUCGGAGGCCCCGUCGGUGGCCCAAUGUCCGUCGACAAGGCGAAUCCCAACCGGCAAACAUGGUGCCGCCGUGCCUCAUCCUUCACCAUCACGCCGGGCACCUACGGCGACGUAGCACCGCCAGUCUACAACAGCACCCAGGCGGAUGGCCAGCCACAUUGCCAGUCCCCGUCCGUCCUCACAUCCACAACCGCAGAGAUCCCAGGCCACCGCGUGGUCAGGGUCAUCGGCUCCGUCUACGGCAACACGACCGCGGCGCUGCCCAAGGACGGCGUCAAGAUGUGGCUCAAGACUGCCGUCGGGAUGGACAGGAUGGUCAUGGACUGCGUCUCGAGGGGCGGCAACGCCAUCAUCGGCAUGAGCUUUACCGAGAGCGAGAUUGCUGGCUGUGCCACGGUCAGUGUCCAGGGCACGGCGGUUUAUAUGGAGCUCAGCAGGAAGGUGUCUGAGGAUCCGUUCAAGGAGGAACGAGAUUGA
Diaporthe batatas is the source of this 1160-nucleotide messenger RNA. RefSeq lists its product as uncharacterized. The record is from RefSeq and is a predicted model, not a curated record. Lineage: Eukaryota; Fungi; Ascomycota; Sordariomycetes; Diaporthales; Diaporthaceae. The transcript is spliced from 2 exons. The coding region runs from base 660 to 1160 and encodes 166 amino acids.